Molecule: messenger RNA, 423 nt
Organism: Hipposideros armiger (great roundleaf bat)
Lineage: Eukaryota; Metazoa; Chordata; Mammalia; Chiroptera; Hipposideridae
Product: glycine cleavage system H protein, mitochondrial-like
Exons: 1
Coding region: 1-423 (140 amino acids)
Biological process (GO): protein lipoylation; glycine decarboxylation via glycine cleavage system
Cellular component (GO): glycine cleavage complex; mitochondrion; cytoplasm
Source: RefSeq, a predicted model, not a curated record
AUGGCGCUGUGGGCACAGAGAAUGCGGGUGGUGACCUGCAGCCUGUGCACCACCUCAGCGCCUGAUGCACCCUGCCUGCUGCGGGCCUGGGUUCUUAAGGUGGGCACUGUCCAGACACUGUGCACAGGCUCCAUUCUGCUCUUGGUGCAUAAGUUCUCAGAGAAACAUGAAUGGGUAACAACAGAAAAUUGUAUUGGAAGAGUGGGAAUCAGCAAUUUUGCACAGGAAGCUUGGGAAGAUAUUUACUGUAGUUUGCCUGAAGUUGGGACACAAUUGAACAAACAAGAUGAGCUUGGUGCUUUACAAAGUGUGAAAGCUGCUAGUGAACUGUAUUCCCCUCUAUCAGGAGAAGUAACUGAAAUUAAUGAAGCCCUUGCAGAAAACUCAGGAGUUGUCGACAGAUCUUGUUACGAAGAUGGUUGA